Messenger RNA from Postia placenta MAD-698-R-SB12, 180 nucleotides. RefSeq lists its product as hypothetical. The annotation marks the transcript as partial. Gene Ontology annotation, cellular component: vacuolar proton-transporting V-type ATPase, V0 domain. Gene Ontology annotation, molecular function: proton-transporting ATPase activity, rotational mechanism. Gene Ontology annotation, biological process: vacuolar acidification; proton transmembrane transport. Lineage: Eukaryota; Fungi; Basidiomycota; Agaricomycetes; Polyporales; Adustoporiaceae. The transcript has 2 exons. The record is from RefSeq and is a predicted model, not a curated record.
AUGUCUUCAUCGCUACCAACUGUGUUUGUGCUUGCCAUAGUGCUUGCGCUUAUGGCUUGCUCCUGGUUCGCUACCCCGAAGGGCCCGCAACAAACAUUGAUUCGGACGAGCUGCAUGCUCACAUUGGCUUGCUGCUACCUCAUGUGGGCCGUCACGUAUCUUGCCCAGGUCUUCCCACUC